AUGAUUUUCAAUAAAAUUGGGUAUUAUUUCCCAAAGUUAUUAACGCAUACAUUAAUACUUUACACCGCUGUUAUAUGUUUCCUAAAAGUUGACAUUAUACCUAGAGGAUUAAAUGGCUUCUUAUUGACUAUAUUGGUUUUUAUUCAACUUUUCACCUACUGGAGAGUGAUUAAUUUAGGUGCUGGAUGCCCAAGUGAAUUUCCUCUUCUUUCCAUAAACAGAGUGGAAGAUGUUAUGAAUGGAGUUGAACAACCUCCGGAUAUAAUAAAAAACAACUGCAUAUGUGUGAAAAGAGACGGGUCAUAUAGAUUCUGCCGUCAGUGUAAAUUAUGGAAACCAGAUAGAAGUCAUCAUUGUUCAAAAUGUAAUAAAUGCUACUUAAAGAUGGAUCACCAUUGCCCGUGGUUUGCAACAUGUGUUGGCUUUAGAAAUCAGAAAUUAUUUGUACAAUUUUUGUGUUACGUGACAAUAUACUCAGCGUAUGUGUUACUUUUAACCUCCUUGGAAAUGUACUUUUGGUUUUCCGAUGCAAAAUAUGAGACAGAGCUUUUGAACAUGCAUUUACUGAUCACUUGGUUACUAGCAUUGUUAUCGUCUAUAUCAACGUUUGCAUUCUCCUGUUACACUAUUUGGUUAGUUACAAAAAACGAAACUACUAUAGAGCAAUACGAGUGGAAUAGUAUACGAAACGACCUUCAAAUAUACAGUGAUAGCUUAAAUUGUCAAACUAGCGCUGUCAACAAUGUAUUUGAUCUUGGAUCUAGAAAAUCUAAUUUCAAUAGUGUUAUGGGUAAUAGUUGGAAAGAAUGGUUGCUUCCAAUUCAAAAAUAUGUUGUUGACUCAACUGAUUGCUACACGGAUAAAGGAUUAUUUUUCCCUGUUAAAAGUGAUAUAUAUGACGAGUAUCGCGAGAGCGCAAAUCUUCAACAACGAUUAUUAUCAAGGCUAAGCCCAAGAUCGUCAAUGGAAAAUAUAUAA
Molecule: messenger RNA, 978 nt
Organism: Kluyveromyces marxianus DMKU3-1042
Lineage: Eukaryota; Fungi; Ascomycota; Saccharomycetes; Saccharomycetales; Saccharomycetaceae
Gene: PFA3
Product: palmitoyltransferase PFA3
Exons: 1
Coding region: 1-978 (325 amino acids)
Biological process (GO): protein targeting to membrane; peptidyl-L-cysteine S-palmitoylation
Cellular component (GO): endoplasmic reticulum; Golgi apparatus
Molecular function (GO): protein-cysteine S-palmitoyltransferase activity
Source: RefSeq, a predicted model, not a curated record